AUGUCGUGUGUUCACUACAGAUUUUCGUCCAAACUGGACGGCAGAACAGCCACUUUCAGUGAGCUGACCGUGUCGCUCCGCCAACUCAAACUCUACAUUAAGACCCGGGAGUGUCUCAAGUCCCCAAAGACCGACCUGCAGAUCCUCGAUGCGCAGACUCAGAAAGAGUACGCUGAUGAGGAAGCCCUCAUCCCCCCAAAUACGUCCGUGAUCGUCCAACGCAUUCCGGUUUUCGGAGUGAAACCUGUUCACAGGAGAGAUCGUUUGGACCCGACUGUGGUUGGAUCUUCUCCAUCCAAUGAUCCAUCCAUCUCUUUGUCACUGUCCCAACUCCUCAAGACUAAAAACCUGGCUGAUGCAAAUGCAUCAGAGGAAGACAAGAUUAAAGCCAUGAUGUUUCAGUCCAACUAUUACUCCAAGAAAGUUGGACCUCCACCUCCUCACUAUAUCUGCUACCGCUGUGGAAAGCCUGGCCACUACAUAGACGACUGCCCCGUGCAGAUGGAUGAGAACGGGGAGCGUCCCAAGCCCAUAAGGAUUUGUAAGGGCAUUCCUAAGAGCUUCAUGGUUAAAGCAGAGCCUGGCACCAUGGGAGCCAUGCUAACCAGCUCUGGAGAAUAUGUCACUACCGCUGUAGACUCGGAGGCAUAUAGACGAGGUAAGAAGGAGCUUCCUCCGUUUGCUCCUCGUGAGCCGUCGCCUGUUAAGGCUCCGCCUAAGCCGAUCCCUGAUGAACUGCUGUGUCCCAUCUGCAAGGAGCUGAUGGCUGACGCUGUGGUCACACCCUGCUGUGGAAACAACUACUGCGAUGAAUGUAUCAGGAGCAGCUUGUUGGACUCAGAGGAGCACAUCUGCUUCACCUGCCGACAGUCUGACGUGUCACCUGAUGACCUCAGCGCCAACGAGGCUCUUCGCCAGGCUGUGGAACAUUUUAAGAAUGGCACCUGUUACUCUGAAGAUGUGGGCAAGCAGCAGCACCAAGCAGCCCCACCCCCGCCUCGCCCUCAGCUGCUUAAGACUUGGGGCUCCAGGCAGCAGGACCCGCUAGCGGCCAACAUGCCACCUGCCACCAGUGCCCUUCCUACAGCACUGGACCUGCCUGCUCAGCCUGCUACUGCGCCCCCUGUUGACACACAAGAGAUUGAACCUGAACCCGGACUUGCACCUGCACCAAUAGUUGCACCUGAACCUGCACCUGCACCUUCACCUGCACUUGACCACGACUCUCCUAUGCACUCAGCCUGUCAGAGCGAACCACCUCCACCAGGUGUGACAGAGCCAGUGCCCGCUGUGCCACUGGACUCCUCUGCAGCCUCUGACAGUGGACAACAGGUCUCCCAGGACUGCACUGUUACUGUGACUGACCAUGGGCCACCUUCAAGGCCCCCUCAUGCUUCAGGUCACCAGGCUCAGCCCCAUCACACUCACCCAGACAGAGCUACACGCUGGGACAGACCUGGAGGACAGCAGCCUCCUCCUUACCUCCAGACAGCUGUGCCUCCUGGCCCUGUUGGCCCACCACCCAUCUUGUACCCACCGCCUCCACUGCCCUUCCCUCCUCCCUGCUCUGGCCCCGGCCUUUACCCUCCACCUGCAGUGGGUUACCCGCCUCAGUGGGUUGCCCUCCACCCACCCUGGGUUCCUCCUGGUGCCCAGCUGCCUCCUGGCCCUCUGCCAGCCUCACUCUCCCAGCCCCCGCUGUCCAAGGAAAAUUUCUCCAGGCAGCGGCACCACCAUCAGGACAAGCGUUAUGGGUGUCGUCGCUCUGACCCACCACAGUCUCACUCCAGGUCUUGCCCUCGCUCUCCUGAUCGAUACAGGAGCCGCAGCCCUGUGGGCCAGAAGGCACCUCUUCCAGAGCUGCCCCCCCAUGAACUGGAGCAUCAAAGUGGUGAGAUAAGUCUUAGAGGCCCUGAGCGUUUCGACAGAUGUCGAAAAAGGGAGAGAAAGCAGAGAAACAGGUACAGCAAGCACCACAAAGACCCUGACAGCCACCAUGCAUCACUGCAUCAAGUAAAGAGCAGAGCAGAGGAUGCCCACAACUCUGCUGCUGUGAAGAAGGACGAGGGGAAAAGCCCUACUGCGUGGACUGCACUGCUUGAGACUCCUCCACCAUCCGCUUGGAUGCUGCCCCUCACACAUCCUUCUCUCCAUAAUGACUCUGAACCCAAACCUGACAUUCAGGGAAUUGGACAAACGUAA
Myripristis murdjan (pinecone soldierfish) is the source of this 2202-nucleotide messenger RNA. RefSeq names its product E3 ubiquitin-protein ligase RBBP6-like. Lineage: Eukaryota; Metazoa; Chordata; Actinopteri; Holocentriformes; Holocentridae. Gene Ontology annotation, cellular component: nucleus. Gene Ontology annotation, molecular function: ubiquitin protein ligase activity; zinc ion binding; nucleic acid binding. Gene Ontology annotation, biological process: protein ubiquitination; mRNA processing; ubiquitin-dependent protein catabolic process. The transcript has 16 exons. The coding region runs from base 1 to 2202 and encodes 733 amino acids. The record is from RefSeq and is a predicted model, not a curated record.